Molecule: messenger RNA, 1374 nt
Organism: Paramuricea clavata
Lineage: Eukaryota; Metazoa; Cnidaria; Anthozoa; Malacalcyonacea; Plexauridae
Source: the annotation of a GenBank genome assembly
AUGAUCAAAAGAGACCAGCUCCACAGUCUUUUCAGGAAAACACGUGAUCAUUAUGAUUGGCUUAAUUUCAGAGAGGCCCGCAAUUUUACAAAAACCGCACUUGUUAAUGCACAGAAAGAAUAUGUACUGAAGGAAGUUCAGCAACACAGAAACAAUACUGGGUCACUUUGGAAGGUAAUUAAAGAAAAUAUAGCGGAUAGGGAAAGAGAGUCGGUGGUCUACAGUAAGGAACCGAAAUUAGUGGCCGAAGAGUUUAAUCAUUUCUUUUCCACCAUUGGUGUGAAUGCAGCAAAGAAAGCCUCAACCCUAAUACAAGAUCCUAGUGUUUAUCCAGCUCGGAAUCUUUCUGACGUAAAUCGCACAGAUAACAGCUACCCUGAAGAAAAUGAUAGAUUUAGUUUCACCCCAGUCUCUUGUUCAGAAAUAAGGAACAUCAUAUUAGCUAUGCCGUCAAACCAAUCACCCGGCAAAGACAAAGUGAGUAUGCGUGUCAUCAAACACAGCCUACCGGUAAUUCUUGGGCCCCUCACCGAUAUCAUUAACUGUUCACUGUCGUCAUCUUCGUUCCCUAUAGCAUGGAAAGAGGCAGAAGUUAUCCCUUUGUUAAAGGAUGGAAACCACGAGGAAGCAUCAAAUAACCGCCCACUUUCUCUCCUUACCUUUCUUUCGAAAAUUUGUGAAAAAGUCGCCUUGAAUCAAUUUGGUUCGUAUCUAACGAAGAACAAAAAAUUGUCAACCCACCAGAGCGGGAACAAGAAACAUCACUCAUGCGAAACAUUGAAUCUUUUGACCGGAGAUACUAUCCUAAAGGCCAUGGAUGGGAAAUUGGUUACUGCACUGAUUCUAAUAGAUCUAUCUAAAGCUUUCGACAGUGUAAAUCAUACUUUUCUCCUUACAAAACUUAGCAACGUCGGGGCUUCUCCAAGCGUUGUAAAAUGGUUUGAGAGUUACUUGACCGGAAGAACUCAAUCAGUCAGAAUUGGAUUUACUGUGUCUACUCCUCUCCCUGUUUUUUAUGGUGUACCACAGGGUGCAAUUUUAUCACCUUUACUUUUUAGUAUUUAUACUAACGAUUUGCCCUCAUCAGUCCACCAUAGUAAACUUGAAUCGUACGUGGACGACUCCAAGAUAUUACUAUCUUUCACUGUGGCUAACGCGGACUGUUUAAAGCAACAACUUGAGGAAGACUUGUAUUUGAUUGCAAACAGUUGUUCCGAAAAUGAAUUGCUUAUUAACCCGGGAAAGACCAAAUACAUGCUGAUUGGCACACGGCAAAACCUACAACAACUUCCCGUAGAUAUGACCAUAAACUUCCUCAACGAGACUAUUACCCAAAGAUCUAGGAAUGACAAUCGACUCUUAUUUGACAUAUGA